GUGGUGCAGAAAUACAGAAUGCAGAGCGCAUUGUACGGCAGAGCACAGUGUACUCGGCUUGACGAAGGACGUAGUUAUUGUAGAGCGUUCAAACUUCUGUCUUGAUUAUUUGUAUACAUCAGUUGUAGCCAUUACAACAUGUUUAUCUUUGGAUAUGGUUCAUUAAUGUGGAAAGCAGACUUUCCCUACGUGCAAAAAAUUCCGGGCUUUGUUACAGGCUAUAUAAGAAGGUUUUGGCAGGCAAGUGAGGAUCACAGAGGCGUUCCCGGCAAGCCUGGUCGUGUGGUCACUUUGAUCUCGACGCAGAACCCAAAAGAUGUGAUCUGGGGUGUGACAUACGAGAUAGACAAAGAGGAUGAAGAAAAUGUUGUCUCGCAUCUGGAUUUUCGUGAGAAGGAUGGCUAUACCAAAAACACAGCACUAUUUUAUCCUGUAGCAAUUGAGACAACACAAGAAAUAACCAAACUCGAUCCACUUGAAGUAGUGCUGUACAUAGCCACAGAAGAUAAUAAAUUUUUCAUGAAAAAUGAAACUUUUGAGGAAACAGCUGCAUGCAUUGCAAGUGCUCAUGGACCGAGUGGCAGUAAUGCAGAAUAUUUGUUCAACCUCGCAGCAGAAAUGAGACGCAUUGCACCUCAUUAUGAUGAUACCCAUCUAUUUGCUUUAGAAAAUGCUGUACGAAAAAUACAAAGCAACAAAGAGUCUACUGCCAAAGCAUGAGCAGAAACUGAAGUUAAGAUACUCUGGGCCUCUAUACAACUUCGAUGUAUGCCCUGAUUUGACUUUCUAUAGUUCCUCUAUGCCACCUUCCCCCUCCCUCCUGACCUUCACCCCCCCCCCCUCCCCAGAAUAUUUCUUUACUUUUAUCAUCCAUUGGAGUAAGGUAAAAUCAUAAAGAUGCAUCUACAGCUGCUUUUACAUGAUCAACUUUCGUUUGUCAAUUGACUUCUCAAGACAAGUUUGCCUACUGCAGCGACCCUGGUGUUUUAUUCCUUUACAGAAUCUCAUCGGUUUCAAGUGCUCAUUUUCAUUUACACGUCAGCAAAAAAAUUUCAGAGAGAGCUGUCUGGUGUGCAGUUCGGCAUCUGAUCUGUGAAAAUGAGGUUAUGAGGAACUAUCUUUUUUAUGAAAAAUAUGGUACGUAAUGUAGGAACAAGAAAGGCUAAUGCUUUUGUACGUCCAUCCUUUUAGCAGGACAUCUCUGGGACGACGGCCGCUUAGUAUCGUGACAAAAAAAUAAACCCCUACGGCCAUCCUUAUGAUUUUAUUUUAUUUUGUCGCUACCAGUUUCGACGCUUCAUUGCAUCAUCUUCAGGCUGUUUUGAUGCGGUACAACCUGUAGCGACAAAAUAAAAUAAAAUAAAAUCAUAAGGACGGCUGUAGGUGUUUCUAUUUUUUGUCAAGAAAGGAUAAUAGUUUAUUCAUGCCAAAAGGAUUCAUAGUGGUCAUUCUAGUCAAAGGUCACAUGGUAAAUUCUUCACACUUCACUUCAGAGAACUGAAAGAAUAUGAAAAGUGUCAUCCAAACUUUUCGAACAUAAAAAAUUAUUUGUUUGAGCAUAUAUACACUUGCGAAUAUGUGAAAAAAAUCUAGAAUGCAGUAAAUAGCACCUUUUUGCUUCAUACUGUGUAUCUUGUUUUCCUUGCUAAGUGCCAAAAGCAUUGAAAAUUACUUUUCUUGACAAAUAAUUACUUUUUCGUAGUUCAAAUAAUUUUCAUUAAAACACAUGUAUCUGUUUCCAUUCUUAUUUCUGCAUAGUGUAGUAGAACAUAAGUGCCUUUGUCAUUUCAGUAUUUUGUCUAUCUUCUAAGACAACAUUAGUAGGGAAUAUUAUCAGGACCUUGUGUAACUUUGUGUGUUAAGAAAUCAUCAAAUCUAUUUCUAUAAAACGAGUGAGCUCAACCAGACUAGGGCAAUUUUCUAAUUUGAGACACUACUGAAUUCCCUUGUUUCUGUGCGUGCACAGUCUGCAACAUACUCGGAAAUUUAGAACUCCACGAAAGUUGCUAGUGUACAAAGGGGGGUAAUACUGAAUUAGCAAUGCAGCGGAGGAAGACAAAGUUGUGGAAGGGGCUAACAGUCAGUAUUAAUGCAGCUUUUAAAAAGAAAUUGUUCUCGUGUUUCAUGUUUUGUGUGUGUGUGUGUGUGUGUGUGUGUGUGUGUGUGUGUGUGUGUGUGUUGUGUCCUGACAUAAUUGGCUUUGUUGAUUUUCUUUUAUUGUGUGACAUAAUGAAAUAGGAUUGGUUACAAACUACUUACGAUUGGAAACCAGAAAGAUAUCACUUCUGUUUUUUAAAAAAUGACAUAUAUAAGCAUUACAUGAGUCUUCUAGUCCUGAUCAUAGUUUGGUAUGAUGCUGCUACAUGUGUGUCAAAAAUUUCGGCAUUACUAGGAAGACCAGAAUUAUAUUCUUUGAUGGACACUGCUUAUUUCUUAAAUAAAUAAAUAAAUCCUUGUUUGCUAGUCACACCUAUGAAGUGGUUAUAUGAGCACACUGAUAUACAGUAUUUUCUAGAAAACCAACUGUUACAGCUUGGAUUCUCCUCGGUGAGCUCUGAGCUUUGAUUGGUAUACAUGUCGUGACAUGAAUUCUUGCAACAAGAACCAUGUAUACCAUCCUGAGAAGCAUAUGCAUGAUCUGGACCACACAGUAUCAUUCUUGUUGUGAUCUGUAACAGGUUAAUGGACACUUCACAAACCAUUUUGAAAGUUUUUUUAUGAAAACUUUCAGCCUUAAGUUACCUAACAUAUUUCUGUACUGUAUUUGAUUGAUGUAUUCCUAGCUGUGAUAUUGUAUUGUGUAGUUGUAUUACCAAGUGUCUUAUUUAAAAGCAAUUUCACUGAUGUAAAGUACCUUUAGUUUGUGUGUUCACAACUGUUGAAGAAAGUAGUUUGUCAUAGUACAGAAGUCAGUAGUUCAUAUUUUUCUUGAACAACAUUCCACUGUCUUCAACUGAGUAAAGUGGUAUAUUGAAUAUGCUUGUACAAAUGAGAGUAUUUUAAUUGAAAUGAGAUGCCAUUUAAUAAAUUUGUGUUGAUAUAAAUGUACUUUACUUUUGAAAUAAAUUACUUUUAAUAUA
Messenger RNA from Schistocerca americana (American grasshopper), 3080 nucleotides. RefSeq names its product putative glutathione-specific gamma-glutamylcyclotransferase 2. The transcript is spliced from 3 exons. Gene Ontology annotation, cellular component: cytoplasm. Lineage: Eukaryota; Metazoa; Arthropoda; Insecta; Orthoptera; Acrididae. Gene Ontology annotation, biological process: glutathione catabolic process. The coding region runs from base 139 to 720 and encodes 193 amino acids. The record is from RefSeq and is a predicted model, not a curated record. Gene Ontology annotation, molecular function: gamma-glutamylcyclotransferase activity; glutathione specific gamma-glutamylcyclotransferase activity.